AUGGCGGCUGUCAACCAGAACAUGUUCGCCGCCAACGUCGCCUCUGAUCGUCCUGGUGGGGUGUCGCUGAUGCUCCUCCCACUCAAUAUUAUCGCUCAAAUUGUCUCCUAUGUCGGGGAUAUCGCAGAUCUUGCUCGCCUGUGUCGGACAUGUCGUGUCUUCAACUAUAUGGCUCUGCCCCAGCUAUAUCGCAAUCUCACGCUCACCUCAUAUGACAAAAUUCGAUACCGUGGCGAGCUGCCAGAAGGAAGCGGAAGCGCCAGUCCGUUCACGAUGGGUCUCAACGCGGUCAUGACCAGGCCGCAUGCGACACUGGUGCGAUCCAUCUGUCUGCGUGGCGAUUGGAAGGAACCCCAUAUUGGGGAGUUUGCGCAGGUCGGGCGAGUCCCCGACUCUUCCAUGCUGCUGAACGUGGUCGUGAGAGCGGCGGUCGAUCGCAUGAAAAAUCUCGAGAGCUUCAGCUGGGAGCUCAACACCAAAAUGCUCGAAAUUGUCUACGCCGGUCUAGUCAAUUCCCCCCACCUGACUUCCCUCACAAUUCGUUUCCCAUCGACACGACAUCCUCAACCCACUUUUGUCCUGCCGGGAAUGCCGAAUCUGCGCCGGUUGAAAAUCACCGACAUCGACCCGCUCUGCUAUCCUGAUGACAUUUCCACCAUCCUCCUGAAGAGUCGAAAAUUGCGCGAUCUCCGACUGCAUUGGUCCCCUCGCAUGCGACGGGCGCAAGAACCCAGCGUCUCCCUGCACGACCAUUUCCGGAAAUGUAUUGCCGCCAAGCAGCCUCUGAGUGUGACGAAGCUCUCCUUCCAGAAUCUGUACGCAUUUCACAGCGAGGAGUUCAACUUUGCAUUCGACCCCACCACUGUCGAAGAUGUGACUUUCCUCAGUGGCACGGAUACCUUUGGCCUCAUCAACACCUUUAUCGACAACAGCUGGCCCACCACCAUGCCCGAUCGGAAGCUCAAAAUUAAGUCUAUGCGGCUGGAUGCCACCGCGAAGCGUAAUGCCGACUUUCUCGGUAACUUCAGCGGCCUUGAGAGGCUGUACUUUGUCAAUUCGUUUGACAAUGCGCCCGAUCAUCUGAACUCUCCUCGUUGGGCCGGUGGAGGCCGAGAGGGCGCGAAUAUCACGUCUCCGAUCUCUGCCCAAUCGCCGGUGAGGCACGGCAUCACGGCCAACUCUCCGGGAGCCGCGGCCUCGCCCGUGAACCCACUGGGCCUCGUGCUCAGUGUCCGCGACGCUUACCUCAGUCAUAUCACGAUGAACCACGGCGCGACCUUGCGCCACUUGCUCUUGAGUGCCAAAUGGCCUCUCUCCACGUCCGUCAUUGCGCGCCUGGUCCACAGCUGUCCAAACUUGGAGCAAUUGGCGCUCGCGACCGAACCCUCCAGUCUCGACUCCCUCGGCAUGCUGGUUCCAUUUCUGCGAAAUCUGGUUGCCCUUCGCCUCUUGAUUCCUCAUGGAACCCCCGGUGCGUCGCCGGUCACGGCUGGGCUGUCGGGAGAUGCCUGGACGAGGCCGUCGGCAUCAAAGAUGGUGGCAGGCCCUCAAUUUUUGGAACGAUUACCACUGUAUCAGCUCCCCAAAGAGGCCGCCAAUGCUCUUGCCACUGCGAGAGGCCUCGCAGAUAUCGUCAACGUGGAUGAUGAACACCUGCUCAAAAUGAUGAGUUGUGAAAUGGCUGAUGGACUAGUUUUCGGCAAGCUCAGAGUCGUCGGACUGGGAUGGAAAGCCUUCGAGCUGCACGAGUCUUACAAGAUUCCCGUGUCCGAGCUCACGCCCGAACCGUCCGGAGUCAAUACACCGGCUGCUCACGCAGACUUCCUGACCACCGCCGCCGACCAUUUGCCGGGUGCCUCCUAUGCCGACGAUGGAAUGAAGGGAUGCGAGGACACUCCCUCGACACGUCUGGAUCGAUCCACCUCGACCCCCUUGAACAGUCCCCCUGGACGCCCUCCAAGAACCUGCACCACCGUGCCACCUUCUUUGCUCGGAAAACGUUCACGAGAUGAUAGUCAACAUGCCCCUCCGCCUUCCCUCCUGUCAUCGCACGAACCGAUCACCACUUCCAACUCCCCCUGUAACCCGUAUGGUCAAUAUCCUCCUUUCUGCAAAUCCGAUGGCUUCGUGCAUCGACGGCGUGUCAAACGGGUGGGGUGGGAAGUCUUGCAGAACUGGGAGAUUUGGGCCCUCGAUGCCCAGGAGAUUUAA
Messenger RNA from Penicillium oxalicum, 2211 nucleotides. RefSeq lists its product as uncharacterized. NCBI's taxonomy places the organism in Eukaryota, Fungi, Ascomycota, Eurotiomycetes, Eurotiales, Aspergillaceae. Gene Ontology annotation, molecular function: protein binding. The coding region runs from base 1 to 2211 and encodes 736 amino acids. The transcript has 2 exons. The record is from RefSeq and is a predicted model, not a curated record.